AAAGAUAAAUAAAUUUUAACACAGACAGAAAAUAUAAUUUUCUGCACGAUAGAUUUUGCGCGCAGUAAUCGUAGCACGUAUAAUCUACGGCAGUCGGAGAGAUGGGUUUCCGUUGUAUACACGUCCUCGUCACGUGCAGUGUGGUCAAAGCCGCUUCUAACUUACGUUUACAUCUGUAAUGCACUUUCAAACUAGAGUGUUUUUUUAAGAAUACUGAACGAACAUAAAUUGCACAGUGACCUCUUAAUGUUCCAUUUUAUUAAUUUGUAACGAAAGGAUGUGAUUUGAAAAAAAAUCUGCGGGUUAGAUCCUCGCACUAAGUGAACCAUUGGAACGUUUCUUCAAAGCAUCAAAUCUGCUCCGAAGAUUUAUACCAUGACAAAAACUAUAUAAAUUUAAACUUUCCACAUUAGAUAUGAGUUCAUUCGAAGAUAUUUUGCCUACAGCCGCCAACGAGUCCACCUCGCUGGCGGCUUCGGUAGAUCCAACUAAGAUAUUAGGACCCCAACGAGAUGAGCUUUACAUUGUCAUUCCAGUCACAAUCAUUUACGCCAUCAUUUUCGUGACCGGCCUAAUAGGAAACAUAUUUACCUGCUUUGUUAUUGUUCGCAAUAAAACAAUGCACACGGCUACCAAUUAUUAUCUGUUUAGCCUAGCUAUGUCUGAUCUGUUAUUACUCCUCAGUGGCAUACCACAAGAAGUAUACUACAUCUGGUCAAAGUGGCCUUAUAUCUUCGGUCCAAACUUCUGUUGGUUGCGAGGCCUCGCUUCCGAAAUGUCCACUAACGCUAGCAUACUGACCAUAACCUUAUUUACCGUCGAAAGAUAUUUAGCUAUAUGCCACCCUUUCAUGUCACAUAGAAUGUCGAAUCUUUCUCGUGCAGUAAGACACGUGUGUGUCGUAUGGGUGAUAGCUUUCAUAUUAGCAUUACCACCAGCACUACAGUUGGGCAUUACAUAUCAUAAUGGAAUAGCCAUGUGCUUACAGACCCGGGUUAUAGUCGAACACUCUUUUGAAAUAUCGACAUUCCUUUUCUUCCUCGCACCGAUGAUUCUCAUCUCUAUUCUGUAUUUGCUUAUUGGGUUACGCCUUAAACAAGCAGGCGCUGAAAAGGAAAUGCAAGAGCAAUCUCUUUUCGAAUACAGCCGUAACAUAUCAACCACCGCCCGUCGCAAUCCACACGCGGCAACAAAAAGGGUUGUCAAGAUGUUAGUGGCAGUGGUGGUAGCGUUUUUCGUGUGCUGGGCUCCUUUCCAUGCACAAAGACUGGUCGCUAUCUACGGCACCGACGAGAACAACAUCGCCAAGUCUAAGCUGCUUCUUAAGGUGUACGCCUUCCUUACCUACAUCUCAGGAGUGUUCUACUACAUGUCCACGUGCAUCAAUCCCAUAUUUUAUCACAUUAUGUCCAAUAAAUUUAGAGAUGCUUUUAAGGUGACAAUCAGUCAGUUGUGUUGUUACCGGCGGCACCGGAACGAUCCCAAACGAUAUUCAUACACUGCGAUUGCGUUGGGACGUAUGCCAAGCUCCUCAAUUACUCCAAACUCAGGAAGCGUAAAAGCUACAUUUAAUAAUGGUAGUAGUUUAAAAAUAAAGCGAAAACACGCGGAGGACUCCAACGGGAAAGUGAUCAGUGACGUGAAAACCAUUUUUGAUGAUAAGUUGCUCAUUCGACAGUCUUCCGAAAGUGAUAACGAAGUACCUGCUUGCAAGAGAAGACGGUCAGCCACAGUGUCGGAAAUAGCUAAGCUGAGUUGUGUCAAUGAAUGUCAACCAAAGCGGCGAUUUGUCUCUACCAUUGAGAUAACUUCAGUUAAUGACAAUAAUAAUAAAACUAUUUAGGGUGUUGCACAUAUGAAACGGUUAAAAUAAGAAUAAUUUGUAAGUUUAUGAACUUUAACGUUAUCGUCAUGGCAUUUGCGUUGCCCAUGGGAUCGAUGAUCAGGUAGGUGUUGUAAAGCAAUUUCAGACUACUGUCUGACUUUCUUACCUAGAUUGUUGACAGGGAAAUAUUUCCUGGAAAAAUGUCCAUGUUAGCUUUGAGAUAGAUGAGAGAUAAGCGAGCAUAAUUUAGGAAUUAGAUCUUUUAAUUGAAUCUCAGAAAAGAGUCAUUGAGAAAGUGACUGCAGUGUAAUUCUUUCGUCCCAAAGCCGAUCGUUUGAGUCUAAUACGUUUACUACUUGGUCAUCCACACUCAUUAGUAUUUAACAAUCUAUUGAAAAUUAUAUGAUAUACGUAUAUUUAUACGUAAUUCAACUGUUUUUUACAUGAAAUAAAUAAAAUAUGAAUAAAAUUACAUUUACAAAUAAUUAAAAGAAUAUUAUUUUAUGUAUUUAAUACUCUAGAAAUUCUCUGAUGAAAUAAAAGCGCCAAAAUGCAGUGUUGUUUUAUAUUUCCACUAAAUGAGAAUGAUGCACCCUGUUUCAAGUGUUGCUAUAUUAUUUGACUGUUUUAUGUACCUAUGUAACAAGUAAGUAUAUUAAAUGUCUUCAGAAUGUAUCAUCUUCAAAGUUUUAAACACAUAACACAACAGUUGUUUAUAUAUAAAUAUAUAUAGUAAUUUUUUAGAGCACUUUUGUAUCUUUGCAACAGGAUUUUAAAAAUAAGAAGGACGUUCACUUUUAAUUUUAUGUUUUUUAAAAUACAAUAAUAUGAGGUAUGAUAUGCAGAUAUAUGGCAACUUGUAUUAUAGAACCCGUCUCAGAUAGAUUUGUACUCCAUAAAUACUUGUAUUUUUUUAAAGCCAAAACUUCACUGCAAUGCUUAAAAUUGCGAAUAUUUCCCAUCAUGCAGCGCGGCAUUGCCACCUUAUUUUCUUGGGAUUCCUAUGCGAAAAACUUAUAAAAAAUAUAUUUUAUAAACAUUUGUUUUGAUGCAUGAGAUGAUGAUGAUGAUACAGAGUUGAUGUUCUGGUUACUUGCCGAUAAAAAGGCACACCACAGAAUUGCUAUUAAUGCGCUAAUUAUUCGAUAGAGAAUUUAUUUUGCUGUAGCCGCCGCAAUUAAAUUUAUACUUAUUGGCGUCAACUCAAAGAAAAAAAAUUAUUGUUUGCGGUGUCGGUUUUAUGUUUUAUAGGUAAGUUAUGAUAAUUCAUUGGAUUCAGUCUAUACUUCAAUGUGAGUCUACUCUGUGCUAUUCGUAAGAGUAGUCAGUAGAAUAAAAUUGGUUGUCGUUGAAGCUUAAGUGUAAUUGUACAUAAACAACUCGUUAUUAAGUUUUCCUUAUAUGAGAUGAGAUCAGCACAGUAGAAAAUCAGUGGAUCAUAAUCAUGUAUUUCUAUUUAUCACACUUAAUAAAAGAAAACGUUUUUAAAAGAACACUGCAGGAGAGAAUGUGAAAUUUAACAAAACAUAGCAUUAUAAGUAUCUAUGACAUUUUAAGCGAUACUAUUAUAUAAUAGUUCUUAAUUUAUCGAAUAUGUAUCUGAAAACAGCCAAGUUAUUUUUGUUCCUUUCUAUCUAUAUUUUGUAUUGGUACAAAGCGAUACGAGUGAUAUUUUGUAGGUAAUUGUUUUGUUGUUCAUACUUAGGGAGUUUUAAAUUUAUUGUGUUAAAUGAAGUAAAAAUAUAAAAAAACCUGUAACGAUAUGGUCUGUUUUAAUUAAGGGAAAUAUUCUGGACAAGUAUAUAACUUACGUUUCAUGCUAUAUACUAUUCAUAUAUCUUACUUUGCUCACAGUAUUUGCUCAAUUUUGAUGAGAGUUUGAUCUCUCUUGUUUGACCUAUUAGAAAGCUUUUUCAAUAUUUAGUAUAUGCCUCAUUUGAGGUUGAAAUGCCAUAAAAAUAUUUUACUUAGUUUAAACGAUCUUAUAUUAAGUUUAGAUAGGUUUAAGUUGUUUAUAUAUAACAAUGCUGUGAGAUCAUGGCCAGAGAAAAUUAAGUAGAAUUAAAUCUAGUAAAUACGUAUGUACGUAAAUAAAUAAAUUGUUGACAAAUAUUAGCAGGUAAAGACUGAAUUUAUUGGUGUGUAAUUUCUGAAAAUGACAAUUUGGCGAGCUUAUUAUGUGACUGAUACAAUAUCGAAAGCUGUUUGUUUACAUGAGAAAUUGUUUUCGACAUUUUUCUAUGUUAUAAAUGUAGCUAUUCAUGUAUGGUGUGCACUAUAAUUGAGAAUUUAAAAAGAAAUAUUAAUAUUCUGUAAAUAACAAACAAAACAUGUAUGAGCUAAAUUUCCAUGCUGGUGAUAGUAAAAAAAUACGUUUGUGAAUGAAUUUAGAUAUGGACCAGAAAUUCAAAUACUAUAUUAAACUAUUGCUCCGCCUGAUUGUGUAAGUUAUUUCUCUUUAGACGACAUCAGUUAAAAAAAAACAUAAAGCCUUAUGAUAUAUAAACACAAUCUACAACAUGCCUUUUUUAAUAUCUUGAUCUAAUUUAUAUUGAAUAUUAAUUCCCAACUCAUUCGGAACUACUUUCAUUAUACCUACUGAACUUUCUAAAUUUAUCAGACUCUGUGAUAAGAAUCAUUGCGUAAAUAUUAACCAAACUUGAAAGCAAGUGAAGUUCUAAUUUCGUGUAUUAUUUAGCAAAUUUUUAUUUUAUAUCCUCAAUCAAGAUCAUCAAGACAUAGUCGUCGUAAUAGCUCACCACUGAAAGCAUUGCUAAGAAAGGGCUUCACUGAAUAAUCGUCAGUAAUUCUUUAUUCUGGCAACUGUUACAGUUGCGACUUGGGAGAACCCUGGAUCUGUGUUUGAAAUAUCGAAAGAAAGUAUUUCUACAGCAUACUUUUGAAAAUAUGUCAGGUUAUUUAUAAACAU
Molecule: messenger RNA, 4754 nt
Organism: Amyelois transitella
Lineage: Eukaryota; Metazoa; Arthropoda; Insecta; Lepidoptera; Pyralidae
Gene: Dhr-1
Product: pyrokinin-1 receptor
Exons: 5
Coding region: 416-1843 (475 amino acids)
Biological process (GO): neuropeptide signaling pathway
Cellular component (GO): plasma membrane
Molecular function (GO): neuromedin U receptor activity
Source: RefSeq, a predicted model, not a curated record